AUGGAUUUUCGAGAAAUCCGGACUCCUCUGCCGCGCAAACGAGCUCUUACUCUCCCAUUGCCCGAGAAACCGACUUGGAUCAAAUGGCGCAAACAAAAAACCAAGGAGCAAACGCAAUGUCUGCUUAUGAAGCUCCCUUUGGAACUCAGGGAGGAAAUAUACCGCCAGGUUCUUGGGAACAAAGUUGUCCGGAUCUGGAGAACCUUUGAUGAGUUGGGGCAUACUUCAUGCCCGACGCAAGUGGUGAAGAAACGUCGUGGCUGGCUUAAUGGCCGACUUCUACCCGAUGGUCCCCGGAAAAAGCCUCGCCCUAUUAACCGUGCAAAUGGAAAUCUUGCCCUACUUUUGACAUGUCGGGAAAUUUAUUCGGAGGCUAUUAACACUCUCUAUACUCAAAACACCAUCCAGCUUUUGGACUUUGACAAGCAAGCAUUUGAGAUACCAGCACUACUCCGACGAGUUUUGCUACCUCAGCGUUUCUUUGCUAUAAGGUCAUUGGAGAUCCCGAUCAACCUCUCCCAUUGGCGGCAUUACAUCAGCUACUGCCCGAAGGGCUGGAUAGACUGCGAACGGUGGAAAGGUCCACUUCCCGAGUCUACAUGGGAUGUCAUCGCCACAAUGAAGGGACUGCGCAGACUCCGAGUCCGAAUACGGUUUUAUUUGAGGGAAUGGUACUUUGCGUACGGAGACUAUAACGCACCACCGACUGAAGAGAUUCUCCUAGGGCCGCUGAUGGAACUGAACUGGAUUCCGGAUUUCCAGGUGGAGGUUUCAUGGCCGGCUGAUGACAACUCGGAAAGAACAUUACGAAAUGCGCCUUUUCGGCUGACCAGGGUGUGUGAGGACGAUGAGGCUUAA
Penicillium riverlandense is the source of this 858-nucleotide messenger RNA. RefSeq lists its product as uncharacterized. The transcript is spliced from 2 exons. Bases 1 to 858 code for a protein of 285 amino acids. The record is from RefSeq and is a predicted model, not a curated record. Lineage: Eukaryota; Fungi; Ascomycota; Eurotiomycetes; Eurotiales; Aspergillaceae.